Molecule: messenger RNA, 1561 nt
Organism: Paramacrobiotus metropolitanus
Lineage: Eukaryota; Metazoa; Tardigrada; Eutardigrada; Parachela; Macrobiotidae
Product: SET domain-containing protein 4-like
Exons: 4
Coding region: 168-1292 (374 amino acids)
Biological process (GO): peptidyl-lysine trimethylation; positive regulation of transcription by RNA polymerase II; peptidyl-lysine dimethylation
Molecular function (GO): transcription coactivator activity; protein binding; histone H3K4 methyltransferase activity
Source: RefSeq, a predicted model, not a curated record
UUGUAUGUUUGCUUUCCUUGAAUUUUGAUUAUCAAAAUUAUCUUUUUAAUCUUAUAUUUGACGUGACCCUGGUUGGCACAAGAUUUUGAAAGUUGCGAAAGUGCGGCAACGUUUGGGAAUUUGAGCGUUUCCGUUAAAUGCCUCUGUGCUUUGACAUUUGACAUCCAAUGGACGAUCUUAAGCAAUGGCUUGGAGAGAACCUGGUGAUAGGAGACGAUCUACAGAGCAAAGAAUUUCCAGAAACUGGCAGAGGCCUUUGCAGCUGUAGAACGCUGUCAGCUGGAGACGUUAUCGUGUCGAUUAAGCUGACGCAGUGCUUCUCUGCUGCCAGUGUGCAGUUGUCCAGUGGCAGUGUCAUUCCGCAGUUUAUCCGGGAUCAUCCGUUGGAGUGUCUGACACUGUUUCUGGUGGUGGAGAGCUGGAUGGCAGAGCGCUCUGAGUACGCUCCUUACAUCCGGUCCUUACCGCGGGAAUUUACGAACCCUUUGUUCGUCCUUCGCGGACAGCUUCCGGAAAACGUGGACCCGCAUUUUGACGCUUUGCUAUUGCAGCAGCAUCGUGAUUUGCGCAGAGGAUGGAAACUAAUCUGUCGAGCGUUUGCACAGCCCGAACUGGAGCACUUUUCCCACGCUCAUUCCAAGCAGCGCUUCCUGUGGGCUUGGUUCGCAGUGGCAACGCGCUCGUUGUACAUUCAAGCAGACAUGCCUGCGCUGGUGCCGUUUGUCGAUCUGCUCAAUCAUUCACCUUUCGCACGGACGCGGAUAGUUCUUGAUGGAACGGGAAAUACGUUCCAGUUGAUUACCGAAUAUCCAUAUAAAUCAGACGAGCAAAUUUUCAUCAAUUACGGCAGCCACGACAAUACCAAACUAGCCGUUUACUACGGAUUUACGAUCACAAGAAAUCCUUUGUCUGAAGUUAAAUUUUCCAUGGAAGAACUUCUGUCAUUCUUUCCUGUCACAGAUGCCAAAAUGAAGUUCUUGCGGCAGUAUGAUCUCUGUGAUAAGUUUAGCUGUUCCUGGGAUGGGCUAUCUCUCGCAUUUUUGGUUUUCUUGAAUCUCCGGAAUUUCAAAGGUCCUGAUUACUGGUUGAUUUUUGAAUCGUUAGAGGAGCAGGAAUUACCAAUAUCUACAAAGCUGUCAUUAAAGAGGUUGCUUGAAGAGAAGCGAAGGACGUUAUCAAACCUUUUAUGUUGCGAUUCACAGUCCUUGUUACACGUCUGCAUUGAUGAACAGAUUCAGAUUUUACGCCAUAAUGCAUGCUUGCACUUCGAUACCAUAAAACAUUGUUUUUGAAACGAGAAUCUGUACUUGCAGUACUGCAAAUUCGUGUGUGAUGACUGUGAUCAGUAUGAAUAUUGUGAUAUUGCACCUAGCUUUGGAUCUGGAAUGUAACUCACCAGUUAUUUGCAUCUGCCAGCUGAAAAGAUUACUUUACUCUCUGAAUUACGAUGAUUCGGUUAAUAGUUGCGUAUGGAAGAAGUGUGGACAUCGAACACCAUUUUCUUUCUUUAUUAUAAAUGAUUUUCCUGGGCAAAACAUCAUUAAUUCUUUCUGAUAAAAGU